AUGUCUGACGUUAGAGACUUGGAAAUCGCCAUCAUCGGCUCUGGCAUGGGUGGCCUAGGAGCCGCCCUCGCCCUGGCCAAACGAGGCUUCAAACAUAUCAAUGUCUACGAGGCCGCCAGUAACCUCGGGUUUGUUGGAGCCGGUAUUCAGAUGGCCCCCAACAUGGGGAGGAUCCUCGACAGGUUGGGCUGCUGGGAGGGCAUUGAGAAGGAGUCAACCUGUGUGGCAGGGAGCAGCAUCAGACAGGGAGCUACAAAUGUCGAACUUGCUCAUGUCGAUAUGCCUGACAUCAAGGCCAAGUAUGGCUACUCUCACCUUUGUGGCCAUCGAUCCUCCUUGGCUGGCCACAUGUAUGAGGCGUGCAAAAAGGAGAACAACAUCAAGUUCCACUUCUCAACCAGCCUACUCGAAAUCACCAGCUUCUCCCCUCGGGUGUCAUUCAAGGUCCAGCCCAGAGACUCGGAGCCCUACACGUGCCACGCUGACAUUCUACUCGGUGCCGACGGCAUCAAGAGUGUGACGCGAGCCCAGCUGCUACAACAGGUGGGUGCUGAGCCUGAAGAGGCCGAGACUGGGCAAGCUGCCUACCGCAUCAUGCUCAAGAGGGAAGACAUGGCACACGAUCCAGAGCUUCUGGCUUUGGUUGACAGUGACGAGGUGGUCAGAUGGGUAGGAGAAAAACGCCACAUCAUUGCCUACUCCAUCGCCAACAAGUCCAUCUAUAACCUGUCGACAGUCCAACCAGAUGAGAACUUCGCCACAGCCCCAUCCAUCACGUACACAACCAAGGGGUCGAAGAAGGUCAUGCUCAAGGUCUUUGAGACUUUCUGCCCUCUCGUGCAAAAGAUGCUCAACUUGGUCCCCGAAGGAGAGGUCUGCGAGUGGCGCCUGAGGAUGUACAAGCCUCUGCCAACCUGGACACAAGGGUCCGUCGCCCUCGUCGGAGACGCCUGUCAUCCGACAUUGCCGCAUCUGAGCCAGGGAGCAGCCAUGGCCAUCGAGGACGGCUCGACCAUCGCCGAGGUGCUGCUACAAGCCCCUGAUGCUCGGCCCGAAACUAUCGCCAGGUGCCUCAAGGUGUAUGAGCUGUCUCGGAAGGAGUGGACCUCGAACCUCGUCCAGAUGGCAUACAUGUCCGGGCGAACGUUGCAUCUGGGUGAGGGCAAGGCCAAGGAGGAGAGAGACAGGAUGUUCAAGGAGCACAAGAGCAACGGCGCCGUGCCAGACAAGUGGGCAUCUCCAGACGUGCAAAAGAUGAUUUACACAAACGACUGCGUCGAAAAGGUCAGGGCGGAAUUCGAGACACUCUUUGCAGGGGUAUAG
Messenger RNA from Fusarium keratoplasticum, 1323 nucleotides. RefSeq names its product FAD-binding-3 domain-containing protein. The transcript is spliced from 2 exons. Lineage: Eukaryota; Fungi; Ascomycota; Sordariomycetes; Hypocreales; Nectriaceae. Bases 1 to 1323 code for a protein of 440 amino acids. Gene Ontology annotation, molecular function: FAD binding; monooxygenase activity. The record is from RefSeq and is a predicted model, not a curated record. Gene Ontology annotation, biological process: secondary metabolite biosynthetic process.